Messenger RNA from Porites lobata, 3281 nucleotides. The record is from the annotation of a GenBank genome assembly. NCBI's taxonomy places the organism in Eukaryota, Metazoa, Cnidaria, Anthozoa, Scleractinia, Poritidae.
AUGGACUUGGCCUUAGACGCCAGUUUGAACGACUGGGACGAAGAGUUUUCCGCAGGAUCAAGCAAAACACGUGCGGAGAAGCACAAAGGCGCGCUGUCAAAAGACGCAGAGCCCACUUCUGGGACUAAAGAUCCCACAAAAUCACUUAAAUGUGAUGACAAGUUGCAAAAGAAGAGCGAGAAAGCACCUUCUACUGGCUCUGGUGCCUCUAAGGCGGCAGUGGUCACAAAAAGUGUGACAAAACCUAGCCGUUCCUCGAGGGAAAAAAGCGCGCCAAAAGAGCGUCGUAGCGGCUCAAAACAAUCUGCUACCCCGGGUCAAAGUUUAACCACUGACGUGGCUGCCCUUCUCAAAGAGGCUUUUUCUGGUCUUGCGGUGGAGAUGAACAAGGGUUUUAGCAAUUCGGGCGAUUUGAUCAAGGCAAAAAACGACGCCGCAUGCAAGAAUAACGCUUCUGUAGCUUCCGACUCCGAGUCGGAUGACCGUGGCGGCGGCUCAGACAUAGAACCUGAGGAACCUGCUCGUAAAAAACAAAAAACCAAUGAUGGCAUUGCUCUGCCUAAGGACAAUAGUGACAUACUUAAUAAACUCGAAAAGGAGUUUAAUGUCUCUCAACAAGAUGGCGCUGAAAUUCAUGAAAACUUAGCCGCUAUUGUCCAAAAGUUAUUGAAAGACAAACCUGAGGAAGAUAAGCUGAAUGAAAUCAAAAAACGGUAUCUCAGGCCAAAAAACUGUGAUAUGCUGGCCGAAACUAGGGUCAACCUACCAAUCUGGAAUAAUCUUUCAGAGAGAGCACGUACCUCAGAUCUUAAAUUCCAGAAGGUGCAAAAAUCCCUUAUUAAGGGUACAACUGCAGUGGUCCAGGUUGUAAAUGACCUGAUCAGCAAGCCAGAUAUGCCAUCAAAGGGUCAACUAGUUAACCAACUCAUGGAUGGUGUUCUGUUGAUGGCUAAUUCUAACACAGAGUUAAAUCUGAGGCGUAGGGAGGCUCUAAAACCGGAGCUUCACACAAGCUACCGCUAUCUUUGUGCUCCCUCAAACCCAAUAACAACUGAGCUUUUUGGAGAUGAUCUACCCAAGGCGGUAAAAGACAUUACUGAUACCAACCGAAUCACUUCCAAGCUUAGUAGAGAAACUAAGCAGAGCUUCAAAAGAUCACGAAGUGAUGGUCACUCAGACAGAUACCAAGGCAAAUACAGGAAUAGUAAUUAUUAUUCUGGGCUGUCAAAAAACUACCGCCGCCCCCUCUUCAGCAAGAAGGAGGAGGGGAGGAAGGCUGCUCAGAAGAACCACGACUAAUUCAUGACCAAAAUGUUGAGGUAAGGGACAAAGAGUUGCAAAUUGCUGGCAGGCUUAAAUACUUUCUCUCUGCCUGGAUGGAAAUUACAUCAGACAGAAAAAUUCUUGACAUCGUUGAACACUCAUCUUGAGUUUACUGAACACCCCUAUCAACAAUAUCCUAAGCCUCCAGUCAGAUUUAACUCUGAAGAGGCUGCUCUUAUUGAUGGUGAAAUACAACAAUUGCUUAACAAAGGGGUUCUUGAGGAGACUGACCCUAGUUAUGGUCAGUAUGUCUCUACAAUUUUUCUCAGAAAAAAGAAAAAUGGUUCUUACAGACUGAUCUUGAAUCUAAAAGGACUGAAUGCAUCCAUAGAGUAUCAACAUUUUAAAAUGGAAAGCCUAACAUGUGCUAUCCAGUUAAUGAAGAAAAACUGUUAUAUGGCUUCUAUAGACCUAACAGAUGCAUAUUACACUGUUCCUGUGGCUGUUGAGCGCAGGAAAUAUUUAAGGUUUUUCAGGAGAAAUAGGCUGUUUCAGUACACAUGUCUCCCUAACGGCCUAGCAUCUGCACCAAGAUACUUUAGAAAACUAUUGAAACCAGUGUAUAGCACAUUGCGUAGCCAAGGCUACUUAAAUGUUGGCUAUAUAGAUGACUCAUAUUUACAGGGGGACUCAAAGACAGACUGCAGAAGUAAUAUUCUUACUACCCUAACCUUAUUUGAGUCUCUAGGAUUCCUGAUCAAUCAUGAAAAGUCAGUGUUGCAACCAUGUCAGAAAUUGGCAUUUCUUGGUUUUCUUUUAGAUUCUGUCAACAUGAAAGUAUUUCUUACGGCAGAAAAAACCGAGAAAAUAAUUUUGGCAUGCCAACAACUGCUAAAGAAAAGUAUAAUUUGUAUAAGAGAAGUUGCCCAGGUCAUUGGACUUCUGGUCUCUAGUUUGCCUGCUGUCCAGUAUGGACCCCUUUUUUACAGGAGUCUUGAAAUUGACAAAAAUACAGCUUUGCAACAAAAUAAUGGCAACUAUGAAGCUAAUAUGACCCUCUCGUCAGAAUCUAUCAGUGAGCUUCGCUGGUGGGUGACUAACCUACCUACAGCAUGCAAAAGUAUCACCAUGGACAACCCAGAUAUAGAAAUGGCAACAGAUGCAUCGAAAUUAGGCUGAGGGGCGGUAUGCAAUGGACAAAGUGCCCAAGGCAUGUGGUCCCCAUUUGAAAAACAAAAGCACAUUAAUGAACUUGAAUUAUUAGCAGUCUAUUUUGGUUUGAAAUCCUUCCAGCCCUUAUUAAAAGGAAAGCAUGUGUGCAUUAAAACUGACAAUUCUACAACUGUCUGCUAUCUUAAUGCAAUGGGGGGGCACUAAAUCCCCUCCGUGUAACAAACUUGCUAAAAGUGUUUGGAUGUACUGUAUGGAAAAUGAUAUCUGGCUGACUGCAUGCCAUUUGCCAGGUGUCCUUAAUAUUGAGGCAGACAUAAGCUCCAGACAAUUUAAUGAGAGAACUGAGUGGCAGCUUCAACCAGAUAUAUUCUGUAAGAUUACUGACAUACUGGGUACUCCUGAGAUUGAUCUGUUUGCAUGCAGACUUAACAACCAGCUUCCAAAAUAUGUUUCGUGGAAGCCUGACCCUGGAGCCUGCCACGUAGAUGCCUUCUCGUUUUCCUGGAGUGGACAGUUUGUUUACAUUUUUCCUCCCUUUCUCUGCUUAACAGAUGUCUGCAGAAAUUAGAGAAGGAUCAGACUUUAGCACUGUUGGUGGCUCCUGUGUGGCCCACACAGGUUUGGUGGCCCCGGCUACUAAGCCUUCUUGUGGCAAAUCCAUUAAUGCUCCCACAAGACAAGGACCUCCUCACCCUACCACAGUCGGGGACUCUACAUCCUCUGAGAAAGCAAAUGAGACUGAUGGCAUGUCUCUUGUCCGGCAGUACUAUGAAACAAGAGGAGUAUCGAAGUUAGCAGUUGGAUUGCUCAUGGCAUCCUGGCGGGGGGGAACUAAGAAACAGUAC